AUGUCUACCAGUCUGACCACUUGUGAGUGGAAGAAAGUCUUCUAUGAGAAGAUGGAGGUGGCAAAGCCAGCUGACAGCUGGGAACUUAUCAUAGACCCCAGCCUCAAGCCCAGUGAGCUGGCCCCUGGCUGGAAGCAGUACCUGGAGCAGCAUGCCUCAGGCAGGUUCCACUGUUCCUGGUGCUGGCACACCUGGCAGUCGUCCCACGUGGUCAUCCUCUUCCACAUGCACCUGGACCGUGCACAGCGAAUGGGUUCGGUGCGCAUGCGCGUCUUCAAGCAGCUGUGCUACCAAUGUGGAACCGCAAGGCUGGAUGAGUCCAGCAUGCUGGAGGAGAACAUCGAGGGCCUGGUGGACAAUCUCAUCACCAGCCUGCGCGAGAAAUGCUACGAUGAGGACGCUGGCCAGUACCGCAUCCACGUGGCCAGCCGCCCGGACAGCGGGCCUCACCGCAGCGAGUUCUGCGAGGCCUGCCAGGAGGGCAUCGUGCACUGGAAGCCCAGCCAGAAGCUGCUGGAGGAGGAGGCGACCUACACCUUCUGUGAUGCCUCCAAGACAAAGGCCCAGGAGGGCUCGGGCUACAACUUCUUCUCUCUCCGCUGGUGCCUCUUCUGGGCCUCUCUCUGUCUACUCAUUGUCUACCUGCAUUUCUCCUUCCGUAGCUCUGCCUUCCUUUAG
This is a messenger RNA of Phyllostomus hastatus (greater spear-nosed bat), 678 nucleotides long. RefSeq names its product receptor transporter protein 2 (gene RTP2). The transcript has 2 exons. Gene Ontology annotation, biological process: protein targeting to membrane; detection of chemical stimulus involved in sensory perception of bitter taste; protein insertion into membrane. Gene Ontology annotation, cellular component: cell surface. Lineage: Eukaryota; Metazoa; Chordata; Mammalia; Chiroptera; Phyllostomidae. Bases 1 to 678 code for a protein of 225 amino acids. Gene Ontology annotation, molecular function: olfactory receptor binding. The record is from RefSeq and is a predicted model, not a curated record.